AUGUUCGGAGGUUGUAUGAACCAGCCAUGUGGACAACUAGACUUCCCUAGUGUGACCUUCAUGAUUGCCAUAGAGACCGCCAAGAAGACGGCUGAGCCGCCCAAAACAGGGGCCGCUGGCAAGACAAAGGAAAAAGCAUUGUCCGCCAAGAAGGCUGUUUUAAAGGGAGUGCAUCAAAAGCGGCAGAGGAAAGUCAGAACGACUGAGAAGUUUAGGCGGCCCAAGACGCUGCGACUCCCUCGUUCUCCAAAAUACCCACGCAAAAGUAUCCCAAGGAGACCAAGGCUUGACCAGUACAGGAUUGUGAAAUUCCCUUUGACCACUGAAUCAGCCAUGAAAAAAAUUGAGGACAACAACACUUUGGUAUUUAUUGUUGACAAGAGAGCCAACAAACCACAGAUCAAAUACGCUGUCAAAAAACUGUACGAUAUUGAUGUGGCCAAAGUCAACACUCUGAUCAGACCUGACGGUGAGAAGAAGGCUUAUGUGAGGCUGGGUCCCAACUAUGAUGCGCUGGACACAGCAAACAAGAUCGGCAUUAUCUAAACCAGGAAUCGCUUUGUCCAAAUAUGGGGAUGUUUCACUAUUAGUGUCCUGCUUACACAAUAAAUUUCCCAAAAGGUCUUUAGAA
Molecule: messenger RNA, 631 nt
Organism: Liolophura sinensis
Lineage: Eukaryota; Metazoa; Mollusca; Polyplacophora; Chitonida; Chitonidae
Product: large ribosomal subunit protein uL23-like
Biological process (GO): translation
Cellular component (GO): ribosome
Molecular function (GO): structural constituent of ribosome
Source: RefSeq, a predicted model, not a curated record